AAUUAGAUCGUGUGUGGAAAAUAGGAUUUCCACUGGAAAUUGCCCUCGAAUAAGGGCGAUGCCAGUGGGGUGGGCUGGGACCCAAAAGCUUGAACCAGAAAACUCCCAUCCACCUGUGGCUGUGAGAUGGGCUCAGGGUAGGGGAGCCAUGGGGCAUUGAAGGGAUGAAGGCAGCCCCUUCCUCUCCUCCUCUUCCUCCCCAUCCUCAUGCAGGGUGGCCAUGUGUGUGGGGAAAUGCAGCCGGAUCGUGGGUCCCUGUCUGCUGGCGCUGGGCAUGCUCUCUGUGGCAGCCAACAUCCUCCUGCUCUUCCCUGGUGGGACAUCAAAGUACCUGGUGGAGGGGCACAUCAGCAAGCAAGCCAGGGCCAUGCCAGGUGUCUGGGGAGGUGGCAUCACCGUGCUGCUGGCAGCGACCCAUAUCACGGCGGUGGGGUGGCGAUGUGCCGGCUGCUCCGACUGCGGCACCCGUCGCAACGCUUUCAUCUCUGCUGUGCUCUCCAAGCUGGCACUUCUGGGCGCUGCCGCCUGCUUCGUCCUCUCCGGGGUGGGUUUGACCGAUGGACCCCUCUGCUUCUACAAUGCCUCUGAGCAUGGCCGCGGGCACGGCAUCCUCUGGGAUUACCCCUUCCUGGACGCCGGCGGCAAGGAGCCUGACACCAGGGCACAGAAUUACCUGUAUGAUCGUCGCACCUGGAGCACCUGCCUGGAGCCGGAGGGCAUUGUGGCCUGGAAUGUUGUCCUCUUCUCCCUCCUGCUGCUUGUCAGCGCCACCGAGAUGGUGCUGGCCUCCCUCCAGAUCCUCAACGGCUGCCUCGGGUGCCUCUGCGGCUUUUGUGAGGGGAAGUAGGGACCUGCGACAGUGCCAGGAGGAUGGCACUUGGAGGAGGUAUCAGCCCUGGGUGUCCCUUGGCUGGUGGCAAAUGCUGUAGCAGGGAUAUGGCAGGAACUGUGACACCAGCCCAGUACAAGAGCCCCGUGCAAGAUGGACAGAGUUGCCCAGAGGGGACAGACAUCCCAGCCUGCGUGAGUUGUCGAAGCAAUGGGAGUGGGGUCAGUGUGCAAAGGGCUGCCUCCAUGCAGAGCCCUCCACCUGGGCGAUACCUCUUCCUCCUCCCUGGAGCAGAUGCCCUUGGGGCUAGCAGCCAUUUGGGGAUGGAAAUGAGCCCAGUGAGCGAUGGAGGUGAGGACCUGGCUCCCGGCAUCCCGACAUGAGCCCAAUGGCUCCCCUGGCCGUUACUCAUCAGCCUCCACCCGCCCGAGUGCAAAAUGUGACACGAUGGUAUAUGUAGAGACAAGAGCUGGAACACUAACUUAUUUUCAUUAAUCAGUCUGUAUUUAGGGCAGCUUGCAUUGGUGUUUGUCUCCGGCACCGGGCAGGAGAGGUGAAGGAGACUGGAGGAGCCGAGCCAGGCUCUGGCUGGGGCUGGGGGGCUUGGAUGGAGUCGUGCUGGGGGAAGUAGUGAUGGAAUUGAGGUGUAGCCUCCAUGAAGUUCACCCAUACGCACACAUAUACAUGCGGCAAAUGUUAGGAGCCCCGCACUCAUCCCCACCGGCCCAGGACCUCCAUCGCACCACCCACCACUGCACUCGCAGGGGGCGUCACUGGCUUCAGCGCAUCCCCCAUCCCUGCGCCCUCAUCCCCUAAUCCUUCACAGGGACCAAGUGUGGGUACAGACCUGAACCUGCCUGCGCUGGGAGGAUGUUUGCCACAAAACCGAUAAGGUUCAGAGGAAAGUAGCAAUGUCCAGGGUAGCUUAAAAAAACCCACAAUCAGCCAGAUUAAACAGUAACUGG
Molecule: messenger RNA, 1794 nt
Organism: Haliaeetus leucocephalus (bald eagle)
Lineage: Eukaryota; Metazoa; Chordata; Aves; Accipitriformes; Accipitridae
Gene: TM4SF19
Product: transmembrane 4 L six family member 19
Exons: 4
Coding region: 221-847 (208 amino acids)
Cellular component (GO): membrane
Source: RefSeq, a predicted model, not a curated record